Chironomus riparius is the source of this 3455-nucleotide messenger RNA. Lineage: Eukaryota; Metazoa; Arthropoda; Insecta; Diptera; Chironomidae. The record is from the annotation of a GenBank genome assembly.
GUAAAAUCUUCAUCUCUUCACAGCAUUAAUUUUUAUUGAAAAAAAGUUUAGUAAUAAUAGCUCAAAAUCAUGGAUUCGCGCAAGAUUGUGGAAGUUUUGCGUGCAACACUGGAUGCAAAUCAGCAACAGCAAGCACACGAUCAGUUACAACAGGUGCACAAAAUUAUUGGAUUUGUGCCUAGCUUAUUACAAGUUGUAAUGCAAAAUGAUGUUGACAUGCCAGUGCGUCAAGCAGGUGCUGUCUAUUUAAAGAAUACGAUAACAAAUAGUUGGGAAGAUCGAGAAAUUGAGGCAGGACAACAGCUUGUAUUCUCAAUACAUGAACAGGAUAGAGCCAUGAUUAGAGAUAGUAUUGUUGAUGCCAUUGUUUUAGCUCCCGAACCAAUUCGUGUACAAUUAUGUGUAUGCAUAAAUAACAUCAUAAAGCACGACUUUCCACAUCGAUGGACACAAGUUGUUGAUAAAAUUAGCAUUUAUCUACAAAAUACCGACGUUAAUGGAUGGAAUGGUGCACUUUUAUGUCUUUAUCAGCUCGUUAAAAAUUAUGAAUAUAAAAAGUCAACAGAACGUGCACCGCUUACGGAAGCAAUGAAUCUUUUGUUGCCAAUGGUUUAUAGUCUUAUGAUAAAUCUUCUUGGACAUGAUCCAUUAAAUGACAAUGAUCAAUUUGUGUUGCUACAAAAGUUGAUUCUGAAAAUUUAUUAUGCAUUGACACAAUAUGCAUUGCCACUUGACGUUAUAACAAGAGAAAUGUUUGCACAAUGGAUGGAAGUUUGUCGUCAAAUACUCGAUCGUCCAACAAAUGCACAACGACUUGAUGAGAAUCCCGAUGAUAAUUUGGAACUACCGGAAUGGAAAGUCAAAAAAUGGGCAGCACAUAUUGUUGCACGUAUGUUUGAGCGUUAUGGAAGUCCAGGAAAUGUCGUGUCCAAAGAAUAUGAAGAGUUUUCAAAGUGGUAUUUAGAAACAUUCUCAACUGGCAUUCUGCAAGUCCAAUUUAAAGUUCUAGAUGAAUACAGAAAGAAGCAAUGGGUUUCGCCACGCGUUCUUACUGACAUUUUGAAUUAUAUGAAGAAUUCAGUAUCACAUGCACAUUCAUGGAAGAUUAUAAAGCCUCACGCCAUAGCGUUGAUUCAAGACGUGAUUUUCCCACUAAUGUCAUUCUCGGAAGCUGAUCAAGAAAUGUGGGAAAUGGAUCCAGUUGAAUACAUUCGUCAGAAAUUCGAUGUCUUUGAUGACAUUUCAUCGCCAGUUCCAGCAGCGGAAUCUCUUCUCCAUAGUUUGUGUAAAACGAGAAAAGGAAUCUUGAAUUCAGUCAUGACUGCAUUUUUCCAAAUCAUUAACAAUCCAAGCAUCACACCACGAGAAAAAGACGGAGCUUUACACAUGAUUGGAAGCUUGGCUGACGUUUUACCAAAGAAGAAAGUGUUUAAAGAUCAAGUUGAGACGUUGCUUGUCACAUAUGUAUUUCCAGGCUUUCAAAGUCCACACGGUCAUUUAAGGGCACGAUCUUGUUGGGUUCUUCACAGUUUUAGUGAAAUUCGAAUCAAAAAUCCAGAAAAUUUAGCAAAAAUUAUGCAAUUAUCAUCAAAUGCUCUCCUCACAGAUCCCGAUUUACCAGUAAAAGUUGAAGCUGCCGUUUGUAUACAAAUGUUCUUAGUUUCACAGCCCGAAUCUAGUAAGUUCGUUGAGACACAAGUUAAGCCAAUAACUGUUGAAUUAUUAAAGAUUAUUCGGGAAACUGAAAAUGAGGAUUUAACAAAUGUCUUACAAAAGAUUGUAUGCCAAUUUACUGAUCAGCUAGUUCCAAUAGCUGUAGAAAUUUGUCAACAUUUAGCCGCAACAUUCAGUCAAGUUCUUGAAGGCGAUGAUUCUAAUGAUGAUCGUGCAAUUACAGCUAUGGGAUUAUUAAAUACAAUGGAGACUUUAUUGUCCGUUAUGGAAGAGAAACCAGACGUUAUUGCUAGCUUACAUCCAAUUGUUUUACAAGUUAUUGGUCACAUCCUUCAAAAUAAUAUUAAUGAAUUUUAUGAAGAGGCCUUUUCGCUCAUCUACGAUCUUACAUCCAAGAAUGUAUCACAAGAUUUAUGGAAAUUAUUCGAAUUAGUUUACGCAAUGUUUGAGAAAGAUGGAAUCGAUUAUUUCCUUGAUAUGAUGCCAACUUUAUACAAUUAUGUUACUGUCGAUACGAAUGCCUUCUUACAAAAUCAAAACUACGUUCUGGCACUCUUUAAUAUGUGCAAAACGGUUUUAACAAGCACUGAUGUCACAGAAGAAUCUGAAUGUAAUGCCGCAAAAUUAUUAGAAGUUAUGAUCCUUCAAUGUCGCGGACGAAUUAAUGAAUGUAUUCCAACGUUUGUAGAAUUAGCAUUAGGACGAUUAAUUCGUGAGGUAAAGACAUCAGAACUGAGAACGAUGUGCUUACAAGUUGUCAUUGCUGCUUUGUAUACGAACACGUCACCAUUAUUGGAUAUGCUGUCUAAACAACCAAUGCCGAAUACAAAUGACUCAAUAUUAUCACAUUUUGUUAAGCAAUGGAUUCAUGAUACGGACUGCUUUUUAGGUAUUCACGAUAGGAAAUUAUGGGUCGUUGGAAUGUGCACAUUAAUAUCUUUAGGAAAUGCAAAGCCACAAGUUUUAAGUGAAGUGUCAAAUGAUAUUAUUCCAUCAUUAAUUCUUAUAUUUGAUGGACUUAAACGAGCUUAUGAAGCUCGGGCUGAAGCUGAGGAAGAAGAAGAAAGUGACGGGGACGAGGACAUAGAGGAUGACUGUGAGGAAGGAAUAUCAAGCGACGAAGAUGAAAUGAAUGAAUUAGACAACUCUUAUAUGGAACGUGUUGCUGAAUUGGCAAGACAAAAGGGAGUUGAACAAGGCCUAGAAAUUACUACUGUCGUUAAGGAUGGAGAUUCAGACGAGGAUGAUUCGGACGACGACGAUUUCGAUGAAGGUGAGGAGACUGCUUUAGAAGGCUUCACAACCCCAUUAGAUGAUGAAGAUUGUCCCGAAUAUAUAGACGAAUACAUCGUAUUUCAAGAUGUUAUGCAAAAAUUGCAGCUUCAAGAUCCUACUUGGUAUACAAUGCUUAGUGUAAAUUUAACUGAGGAGCAGAGGAAAUCAUUACAUCAAAUUUUAACAACAGCCGAACAGAAAAGGAACCAGAAACGAUCAGAUGCUAUAGAGAAAAGUGGCGGUUUUCAAUUUACACAACAAGCUAUUCCAACAUCAUUCAAUUUUAGCAGUCCACCAUCAAAUUAAACACACAAACAAUAUAUCAACUUAUUUUGAGUAGAUUAAUAGGUUUGGAUAUAAAAUAAUUAUUUUUUUAAUAUGAAAGAAAAGAAAAUAAUCAACGUUUACGAAUGUAAAAAGGAAAAAGUUACAUGAUGUGAACCACAAGAAUAUUUUUCAUUUCCAUCUCUUGUUUUUGCAUAAACAAUGAAAUAGCGACCUCAUUU